UAACUUAAAAGAAAAUUUACCCUCAAUAGAAAUUCUAAGGGACCGUAAUUAACGAAACGUAAAUUUAAGGAAAGUCCAAACUCAACAGAUUUUCCAAUUUUACUGUUUGUGAAGACAACCGGGUAAUACUCAAACCUAUUCGUGGCCACUCAGAUUGUGAGGAAGACUUCAUUAAUGCCAGCUACAUUGAUGGGUAUAAAAAGAUAUAAGAUACAGCAAUAUAUUGCAACACAAGGACCACUGCCUAACACAACUGUUGACUUCUGGAGGAUGGUGUGGCAGGAGAGGUCUCAGACCAUUGUGAUGGUCACCAAUCUGGUGGAGGGAAAUAGGAUCAAGUGUCACAAGUACUGGCCAGAGACCGGGACCCUGUCCUUCGGUCCCUUCAAUGUCACCAUCACAGGACAACAGAUACUGGCUGACUACACCACUCGCCACUUUGCUGUUCAGCUCACAGAGAGCCGAGGAGAUAUUCUAACUGUGACUCAGUUCCACUUCACAGAGUGGCCUGAGUAUUGGGUGCCUUACUCUGCCACUUCACUGCUAGUCUUCCUCAAGAAAGUGAAGAAACUUCAUGAGUUAUCAAAAGGACCAAUGGUUGCUCACUGCAGUGCUGGUGUUGGGAGGACAGGGACUCUGAUAACUAUCGACUGUGUUCUUGAGCAGCUGAAAGAGGAGAAGGUGGUGGAUAUAGCUGGUGUCAUCAUCCACCUCCGCACACAGAGAAUGAAACUUGUUGAAAGUCUGCGUCUACCGACGCUCUGAUACUAUGACACAAAAACAACAGGAGACGUGUUAUCAGUAUUGGCCUCAGACUGGAAUGGUUAAGUUUGGAGAGUAUACAGUCGAUUUGACAGAAGAACAGACAGUGAUUGGAUAUACUAUUCGUAAACUGAGUCUUUCAAAUACUGAGGUAAGUAUGUUAGUAUAGAAUUAUUUAAAUUUCUCCUUCAUGCUUUGUAACAGUCUGGAAGUGCUCAUCAGAUUGUACAGCUGCACAUAACUAACUGGAGUCCUGAUGGUAGAUGUCAUAACCUCAGCACUGUUACAAGUGUGAUAAGUCAGAUGACAAACAUCCAGAUCACAACUGGCAACCGUCCCAUCGUAGUCCAUUGCAGUGACACAGUGGGUAGGUCGGGGAUGUUCUGUGCCAUAGUCACCACCAUUGAGAGGUGUAAGACAGAGGGAGUGGUGGAUGUGUUCCAGGUGGUCAAGGCUCUCAGGGUACAGAAACCUGGAGCUGUCCUCACUGUGGCACACUAUCAUUUGCUGUUUGAAGCAGUGUUGGUGUAUCUGGACUCUUUUGACACUUACAGCACUUUUCUUAGUGAUAAGAACCCUUGAAUUAUAGCUAUGAGUUAGUGAUAUACACCCACACACCUAUGUAUGAAUUUAUGUACUGUAUAGCACGGGUCAUGUUUUAUUAAACCAGGUCGAUCUAGUUUUAA
Messenger RNA from Geodia barretti, 1448 nucleotides. Lineage: Eukaryota; Metazoa; Porifera; Demospongiae; Tetractinellida; Geodiidae. The record is from the annotation of a GenBank genome assembly.